CUCGCUCUGACACAUCAGUGAGGCUUCAACCGCGAUAGAGUGUGGACGAGCGAGGAGGCGCUCCUUCCUGACUCACACGUUUGAGAGAAAUGAACCCAGACAAACCCCAAGACAUGAAGCGGAAAAGUUGGAACACAUUAGAGUCGGACCGGGUUAACUACCCAACAGAGUCGGACCUGGAUAACUCAUCAACAGAGUCGCAGCAGGAUAACUUCAAAAUACAGUCGGACCUGUAUAACUUCAAAAUACAGUCGGACCUGGAUAACUCACCAACAGAGUCGCAGCAGGAUAACUUACCAACAGACUGGAGGCUGAAUACCCUAUUUCCUGACCUUGAGGACCUCAAUCAUGAUGAGAGCUGGAUGAGUCUUGUAGACGAAAACAAUCAUGGAAAUUCAAGCCAGACGGCACCGAACCAAGAGGAACCCACACCUGUGGUUUUCCCGGAAGAAGCACCUCGGGAACUCGUUGAGAAGCAGCCCAGGGAUACGGAUAAUGAGAUAAGUGAUGCAAGUUCAAGUCAGAAAUCUCCCAACCAGGGGGAACCCGCACCUACGGUUCACCAUGAGGAAGAAGCACAGCUAAAGUUAAUCUCACCACGAUAUGCUCUGACAGGUUACGAACAUGUUUGGCGGGCGGAAGGUUGGCUCGCAGUGGUGUCUCAUGGCCUCCGCAGUUUUGCCGAGGGAGAGGCCGAGGAGAGCCGAGAGGAGGGAGAGGCGAAGGGAGAGACGAAGGGAGAGGCGAAUAGAGGCGAAGGAAGAGUUAGCGGUGAUCCAACAGGGACUUUCGAUGGCCCGUUGAGACUAACGUGCGAUUUGCGGUGGUUUGAGGUUUUCUGUGCGGUGGCCAGGAGACAAGCCCGGUGAGGUCUUCAAUGGGAGCUCGAGGCAGGAAUCGCUCGACCCUCACGACUCCGCACCCGACUACCGUGAGGAAGUCGCACAGGUAAGUCCGAAACGACAUCGGAGUCAAAAUGUCAUAUCCUAAUUU
Penaeus vannamei (Pacific white shrimp) is the source of this 993-nucleotide messenger RNA. Lineage: Eukaryota; Metazoa; Arthropoda; Malacostraca; Decapoda; Penaeidae. The record is from RefSeq and is a predicted model, not a curated record.